This is a messenger RNA of Westerdykella ornata, 2343 nucleotides long. RefSeq names its product polyubiquitin-tagged protein recognition complex, Npl4 component. The transcript has 3 exons. Gene Ontology annotation, cellular component: nucleus. Gene Ontology annotation, molecular function: ubiquitin binding; ubiquitin protein ligase binding. Bases 279 to 2228 code for a protein of 649 amino acids. Lineage: Eukaryota; Fungi; Ascomycota; Dothideomycetes; Pleosporales; Sporormiaceae. The record is from RefSeq and is a predicted model, not a curated record. Gene Ontology annotation, biological process: ubiquitin-dependent protein catabolic process.
CUUCUGGUACCGCCCAUUUGAAAUGCCCUCGCACAAUCGCGGGCCUUUACCUUUUCUUUUUUGUUUCGGGCAACGUCGCUUUCUCCUUAACACGCAUUCCAGUUUCCAAAGGUUCACCUGGCCACUUACCUACCGUACCUGUGUAGAGCGACGUUCUUAAGCUCCGCCCUCGACAGGGCAAGCUAUCCUCCGUACCCUGGGCUUCAUAAUAAGAGAAUAAGCUGUUCUUAUCCUACCACCGUUCUCGAAUAUAAGCAAGCUGCAACCCAGACAUCAACAUGAUACUUCGCUUUCAGAGCAAGGAGGGACAAUUUCGCCUCAACGUCGACCCCGCCACCACGUUUCCCGAAAUACUACCCCAGAUCGCGGAAAAGCUACCCAAGACUACUGAUCUCGCAACUCUCACUGUGAGCAACAGGCCACAUGGAGGGGAUGCAAGGCUAAUACAAUCAUUACGAGGGGUUUCGUUCCGGCAGGUCGGCUUAACCCAUGGAGCGCAGCUCUUUCUCGAUUUCAAAGAGCAAACCGACGUCACUAAUGGCAGUGCUGCAUCGACAUCAGGCGCGGUCCGUCUCAACGGGCGUCCUGUAUCUCCGACCGAACAUCCCAGCGUACCCCUCGGUCCUGCCGCUCAGCACAUCAAGAACCCAUGGGAAGUUGUGAAGCAGUCCGCACUGGACGACCGGCUCGACAAGCUCGAUGGGAAGAUACCACGGAAGUUGGAUCAGAAGAUGUGUAGGCACGGUCCAAAAGGCAUGUGCGACUACUGCAUGCCACUCGAGCCGUAUGAUCCGGGAUACCUUGCGGAAAAGAAGAUCAAGCACCUGUCGUUUCACUCGUAUCUGAGGAAGGUUAAUGCCGGAAAAAAUAAACCCGAGACCGGGACCUCGUACAUGCCACCAUUGACUGAACCGUACUAUCGCGUCAGACCCGACUGUCCCUCUGGACAUAAACCGUUUCCCGAAGGCAUCUGCACGAAGUGCCAACCGAGCGCUAUCUCACUACAACCGCAAGAGUACCGUAUGGUGGACCAUGUUGAGUUUGCCUCUGUGGGCGUAGUCGACGACUUCAUCCAAUUCUGGAGACAAACUGGUACGCAGAGGCUAGGCUUCCUUUACGGGACUUACCAGGAGUACGAGGAAGUGCCGUUAGGCACAAAGGCUGUUGUGGAAGCUAUCUACGAACCACCCCAGGUUGGCGAAACUGAUGGGAUUUCGCUGCUGGAGUGGGAAAAUGAGCACGAGAUCGACGAGCUUGCACGCCAGUGCGGGCUGGAGAGAGUUGGUGUCAUCUUCACUGAUCUGGUGGAUGCUGGUGCUGGUGACGGCUCGGUGAUCUGCAAACGGCAUGUUGAUUCGUACUACCUCUCUUCGCUGGAAAUCGUCUUCGCCGCAAGAUAUCAAGCCAAGUACCCCCGACCCAGCAAAUGGAGUGAAACGGGCCGUUUCGGAUCCAACUUCGUCACCUGUGUAAUAAGCGGUGAUGACCAAGGCGCUAUCGGUAUUUCCUCUUAUCAGGCCUCCAACACUGCCGUUGAAAUGGUCCGUGCAGAUAUCAUAGAGCCAUCGGCGGAGCCUUCCGUGAUGUUGGUGCAGUCGGAAGACGACAACGACGCAUUGAACCGGGCUCGGUACAUUCCGGAAGUUUUCUAUAGGAGGAAGAACGAAUACGGCGCAAACGUGCAGGAGAACGCGAAACCCGCCUUCCCAGUGGAUUAUCUGCUCGUGACAUUGACACACGGAUUCCCCAAUGAGCCCAAUCCUCUAUUCACGGGGCCGAAGUUCCCCAUUGAAAACCGAGAGCACAUCGGAGAGACGCAAGAGAUCUCAUCACUUACGAAGGCACUCAAUGCAAAAGCGAACGGCCUGGCUCUCAAUACCAAGAGCGGAAUCACAACCAUAUCGAACUUUCAUCUCCUCACUUUCCUCCAUACGCUUGGCAUACUUGGAAAGGAUGAGGAAGCCCUCCUUUGUAGGGUUGCCACCGAUCGCGACGUGUCCGAAGGAUUCAAGCUACAGCAGUCGCCUGGGUGGGCAACGUUACUGGCGAUCCUCAAAGAAUCUGGUGAGCGACCCCCAAAACGUCCCCGUUCCGGUUCCAUGGCAAAUCGGGUAAGGGAGGGUGUAAAUGGAGAACAUCCUCCUCACCGACAAACCCCGAAUGGAUCCGACUCAGAAUCAGCACAGUUGGCUAAGAGAAUCAAGGGGGUUAGCUUGAAGGGAAGAUAGACUCGUCUGUUUCCUGGAUACAUUCCCCCAGCUAGGUUCGAUCGACGGAGUGAUCUUACGCACAGUGUGGUCCGCUCCAGGGCUCACAUAUACUUCGAGGGUAGGGGUGGUCACA